AUGACAGAAUCUGAUGUAGAUGAAUUACCUGCAGAAAAAUUUUUUAAAGCAUUGACUGGUGACCAAAAGGACAGUAACUAUUCUAUUGUUUGUGGAAAUAUCACAACAGAUUCAGAUGAAGAAAAAAAAAUUAAUGAAAUUUGCAAAAAACUUGGACAAAAUAUAUACUAUGUAGAAGAUGCUCAUAAGGAUAAUUCAUUAUUUUACGAUAAGCAUUGUUAUGAUUUGAAUUACUGGUUAUAUGAUGAAUUAACUACAAAGCUUGAUGCAAAAAUACAAAAACAGUGGAAUGGUGUUAACACAAAAGGAAAAUCUAAUAAUAAUGGUAAAAUAUGUAAGCCUCAAUCCCAACUUUUUAAAACGGGAUUAUUCAAAUCUAUCAAAAAUUACUUGAUUACUUUGAAAAUUAUGAAGCAAUUAAAAGAAAAGGAAACAGAGAAUACAGAAACAAAAAUAUAUUGCGACUAUAUUAAAGAACGUGUUUCAUUAUAUUUUACGUUUAAACAAUUAUGUCAACUAAUGAAAAAUGACAUAUGCCAAAAAUAUUUAAAAGAUUAUGAUGAUGAUAGAUAUAAUCCUACAGAAUUAUUGUCUAAGUUCAAAUGUGCGGAAGAAGGCAAAUAUGAAGUUGAACUUGAUGAAAGUCUCAUAACAGAAAUGAUAAAAACAUAUCAAUCAAAUUUUGGUAAUCUGCUUACAGGUUUUGGCAACAUUCUCCCAGGUUUUGGUAGUAUAAUCCCAGGUUUGGGUAGUAUAAUGCCA
Molecule: messenger RNA, 762 nt
Organism: Plasmodium cynomolgi strain B
Lineage: Eukaryota; Apicomplexa; Aconoidasida; Haemosporida; Plasmodiidae
Product: CYIR protein
Exons: 2
Source: RefSeq, a predicted model, not a curated record